This is a messenger RNA of Prunus armeniaca (apricot), 1401 nucleotides long. The record is from the annotation of a GenBank genome assembly. Lineage: Eukaryota; Viridiplantae; Streptophyta; Magnoliopsida; Rosales; Rosaceae.
AUGCUUCCUACCACCUGCAUUCUCUUAAUAUGCCUCUUGAGCUCUCUCUCCCCCCUCACCAAAGCUUCUUCCCUCAACCUCACCCUCCCUCACCAACACCCCAACCCUGAAGCUGUUGCUCAAGAAGUACAAAGGAGAGUCAAUGCAUCUCUAUCCAGACGCCAAAUGCUGUCCCUCGAACUCAAAGAGCAACAACAAUGUCUAAUCGGCAACCCAAUCGACGAUUGCUGGCGCUGCGACUCGAACUGGGCCAGUAACCGCCAAAAGCUCGCCGAUUGCGGCAUAGGGUUCGGCCAAGACGCCAUGGGAGGCAAAGGAGGCCAGAUCUACAUCGUCACCGACUCGUCCGAUCGGGACCCAGCCAACCCAGUCCCGGGCACGCUCCGCCACGCCGUGAUCCAAACGGAGCCCCUCUGGAUCAUCUUCUCCGCCGACAUGACCAUCAAGCUCAAAUGCGAGCUCAUCGUCAACAGCUUCAAGACCAUUGACGGCCGGGGCUUCAACGUCCACGUCACCGGCGGCGGCUGCAUAACACUCCAGUACGUCUCCAACAUCAUCAUACACAACAUCCACGUCCACCACUGCAAACCCGCGGGUAACACUAACGUCGCCUCCAGCCCCACACACGUCGGGUGGCGCGGAAAAUCGGACGGCGACGGCAUCUCCCUCUUUGGCGCUCGCAAAAUCUGGAUCGACCAUUGCUCGCUCUCCUACUGCGCCGACGGCCUGAUCGACGCCAUAAUGGGGUCCACAGGGAUCACCAUCUCGAACAGCUACUUUGCCCACCACGACGAGGUGAUGCUUUUGGGCCACGACGAUAAGUACUCGCCGGACUCCGGAAUGCAGGUGACGAUUGCGUUCAACCACUUCGGUGAGGCGCUGGUGCAACGUAUGCCUCGGUGCAGGCGCGGGUACAUACACGUGGUGAACAACGACUUCACGCAGUGGGAGAUGUAUGCUAUCGGCGGUAGCGCUAACCCCACCAUUAACAGCCAGGGGAAUCGGUACACUGCUCCCCAGGACCAAAACGCCAAGGAGGUAACAAAGCGCGUGGACACGAACGAGGGGGAUUGGUCCGACUGGAAUUGGAGGACGGACGGGGACAUAAUGGUAAAUGGCGCGUUUUUUGUGCCCUCAGGGGCAGGAAUGAGCACUCAGUAUGCGAGGGCCUCAAGCACAGAGCCCAAGUCGGUUGCCCUCAUCGACCGCCUCACAAACAACGCCGGUGUCUUUGGUGACCCCAGGAGACCCAACCCAGGUCAUGGAUUGGUGCGUCUGCGUUGGGAAGGAGCAGUACCAGCGUAUCACACCCCGGAGAGGACGGCGGUGGGACCAUCACCGAUGGCACUAACACAGGAAGUGAAGGGUCCAGCGGCGGUGACGGAGACUAUUUUGGAAUGA